Molecule: messenger RNA, 1611 nt
Organism: Lontra canadensis (Northern American river otter)
Lineage: Eukaryota; Metazoa; Chordata; Mammalia; Carnivora; Mustelidae
Gene: TMEM185A
Product: transmembrane protein 185A
Exons: 7
Coding region: 102-1154 (350 amino acids)
Cellular component (GO): dendrite
Source: RefSeq, a predicted model, not a curated record
GGACGCGGCUCGCGCCGGCACCAUGAACCCGCUGUAACGCGCAGGCUGCGCGGCGCGGGGGGAGGGGGGAGGAGGAGGCCGCCGCGGCGAAGUUCUCCGCCAUGAACCUGAGGGGCCUCUUCCAGGACUUCAACCCGAGUAAAUUCCUCAUCUACGCCUGUCUCCUGCUAUUCUCUGUGCUGCUGGCCCUUCGUCUGGAUGGCAUCAUUCAGUGGAGUUACUGGGCUGUCUUUGCUCCAAUAUGGCUGUGGAAGUUGAUGGUCAUUGUUGGAGCCUCAGUUGGAACCGGAGUCUGGGCACGAAAUCCCCAAUAUCGAGCAGAAGGAGAAACAUGUGUGGAGUUUAAAGCCAUGUUAAUCGCCGUGGGCAUCCACUUGCUCCUGUUGAUGUUCGAAGUUCUGGUCUGUGACAGGAUUGAGAGGGGAAGCCAUUUCUGGCUUCUGGUCUUCAUGCCACUGUUCUUCGUCUCCCCGGUGUCCGUUGCAGCUUGUGUCUGGGGCUUUCGACAUGACAGGUCACUGGAGUUAGAAAUACUGUGUUCUGUCAACAUCCUGCAGUUUAUAUUCAUUGCCUUAAGACUGGACAAGAUCAUCCACUGGCCCUGGCUUGUCGUGUGUGUCCCUCUGUGGAUUCUCAUGUCCUUUCUGUGCCUGGUGGUCCUCUAUUACAUCGUGUGGUCUGUCCUGUUCCUGCGCUCCAUGGAUGUGAUUGCAGAACAGCGAAGGACGCACAUAACAAUGGCACUGAGCUGGAUGACCAUCGUCGUGCCUCUCCUUACUUUUGAGAUCCUGUUGGUUCACAAACUGGACGGCCACAACGCGUUCUCUUGUAUCCCGAUAUUUGUCCCUCUCUGGCUUUCCUUGAUCACUCUGAUGGCAACCACAUUUGGACAGAAGGGAGGAAACCACUGGUGGUUUGGUAUUCGCAAGGAUUUCUGUCAGUUUCUGCUUGAAAUCUUCCCAUUUUUGAGAGAAUAUGGAAACAUUUCCUACGACCUCCAUCAUGAAGAUAAUGAGGAAACGGAAGAAACCCCAGUUCCAGAACCUCCUAAAAUUGCUCCAAUGUUUCGGAAGAAGACCAGGGUGGUCAUCACCCAGAGCCCUGGGAAGUAUGUCCUCCCACCUCCCAAAUUAAAUAUUGAAAUGCCAGAUUAGACACACUCCCUCGAACAGAAUGCAAGUGGACCGGGACGCACGCUGUCUUCUACCCUCCUCUGCCUCUCCGUUUACCCCACCCAGAACUGGAACUGGAGCGGGGGCUCCAGGGACUUCCAUCUCAUGCCUUGUUUGCACUCAAUGCCUACCAGUGACUCACCAUGACGGGACACACACAGGGCAGGGGACGGGCGUGCGCAGUGUGGGCUGGGGGGGGGUGUUGUCAGCGGCUGUGGGUGUGAUGGGGGGACCACAGGUGAGAAGGAGAAAGUGAUCCCCUCUGGGCAGGCGCCUCAGGAGCUGGCUUGGCUCUGUUACGGAUGGCUGAUGAGGCCAGAGAAGGAACUGGUUUUCAAAGUGCUAAAAUUCCCAUCAAAAGUGUUCUUUGAAAAUGUUUCUUUAAACCAGCCUGGCCUCACCACAUAGCUUCGCGUCUGCCAUUGGGGUGCAGUCAGUG